AUGGGGAUUCAAUUAUCAACCAUACAGACACCCCAAUUUCAUGAGUUAUUUUCUGAAGAACUUCCUGAGUACUAUAAUGAACGAAGUCUAGGAGAUUCGCAGUUUUUGCGAACUUUUCGCAUGCUAAAACGUAAAGGGAAUGAAGAAUUAAUCAAGGUUUUCGUGAAUAAAUUGCCGGAAAUAUCACUGACCGGCAUUGUGAAUUCCCUGCAAGAAGAACAAGAAAGAAUUCUUGAAAAAUCACCCAACGUUCUUCCAUACACGAAGACUCUGGUUACCUUGCGUGCUGCUUAUUUAAUGCGUCCUUAUGUUGCCCAUAACUUAUACGACAGAAUAUCUACUCGCCCAUUUUUAGAUUCUGCUGAAAAAAAGUGGAUCAUGUUCCAAUUACUAAAAGGCAUCUCUGAUUGCCAUAAACGAGGGAUUUGUCAUGGUGACAUUAAAACUGAAAACGUGUUGGUAACUACAUGGAACUGGGUAUACAUAUCGGACUUCAGCUCGUUUAAGCCGACGUACCUUCCGGAAGAUAACCCGGCCGACUAUAGCUACUUUUUCGAUACUUCUUCUCGUCGUGUCUGUAAUAUUGCUCCUGAACGCUUUGUUCCAAACUCACAAAUACACGUAGCUCCUCUGACACCAGAGAUGGAUAUUUUUAGCUUGGGCUGUGUCUUUGCCGAACUCCUUUUGGAAGGGUCUCCCCUCUUUACUCUUUCGCAGCUUUUCAACUACAAGGCCAAUGGCUCUUACGACAUCGCUGCAGUGCUUCGUCAAAUUAAAGACCAAGAUACUCAAAAUAUGAUAUUACAAAUGCUUCAAUGUGACCCUACACAACGUGAUACAGCCGACUAUUAUCUGAAGCGUUAUCGAGGAACUGUAUUUCCUGAAUGCUUUUAUGUCCCCUUGUAUAAUUACUGUUGUAAAUUAUUAGACCCUCAAACCCUUUCACAUAUACAGCCCGUUCGAAAUCAGCCGAAUAUUUAUUCUUCAAGAGUGGAUUCUAUAUUUAAUGAUUUAUCUCCGUUUGAUGAUUUUUUUUCUACCGUUUCUAAUGACACGCUAUUAUCUAAGAAAAUGAAUAAUGAUUUUGAAAGUUCUUUUAUGCCUCUUUAUACGUCCUUGCCUGAUGAGUUUGAAAUGACAUUCGCUUCUGGCAAAUGGUAUCAGCUAUUUUUGGAGAAUUUGAGAAAGAAAUUCUCCUUGGAUGGAAGUAUGCAUUCUGAAAAUAUUAGGGAACAUACAAGAAAUAAUGAAAGUUAUGAUAACGAAUUUUCGGAAGCUUCCAUAUAUGCUGCCAGUAUCCUUUUGCCAAUUGUUUUAUCUGCCUUGCGCCAUGUCAGCACCAGAGAAUCAAAGCUGAAUGCCUUAAGGACUAUAGAAAUAUUAUCAACUAGUAUUCCUGAUGAGGCAAAAUUAGAUACUGUAUUACCCUUUGUGAUGACUCUUGUUGCCGAUGAAUUUACAGAUGUGCGGAUUCGGGCUCUGAUAACCAUUACUCGUCUUGUUAGGAACAUUACGGCCAUCGCCCCUAUUAAUGCAUUUCUAUUUCAAGAAUACUUGUUUCCAGAUUUACAAAGAUAUUUAUCUGAUCCUAAUUGUCGUUGUCGUGCUACUUAUGCAUCCUGUCUUCCAGAAUUAGCGAGACAGGCUUCAAAGUUUGUGAACCUUGCUCAGUCUCUUAGAAACGCAGGAAUUUUAUCUUUCCCAGAAUCUGAAUAUGAAAAUGUUAAUCAUGGCAAAGCAGAAUUGCUAUUUGAAACAGGACGUCAUGAUUUAGUCGUCACGGUAGAAAGACACGUUUCGAUGUUGUUGGCCGACGGCUCAUCUAUUGUACGAAGAUCCCUACUAAGUGCUCUUCCACCUCUUUGCGUCUUCUUCGGCAAAGCCAAGUCGAAUGAUCUGAUCUUAAGUCAUCUAAUCACUUAUUUAAAUGAUACUGAUUGGAUGCUUCGAUGUGCCUUUUUUGAAAGUAUCACUGGCCUUGCCAUAUUCAUCGGUUCUCGUAGUGUUGAUGAGUACAUUCUACCUUUGAUGUUACAAGCUUUGGUCGAUCCUGAACCCGCGGUGCUGGAAAGCGUACUAGAAUCGUUUGCUGCACUUAUCGAGCUUCAAUUAUUCGACAAACUAGUUAUCCUUAAAGUCCUUCAUCUUAUUUUACCUUUUUCCAUCAUACCCAAUAUUUAUACUAGGAAGGCUACUCUUUCUGUCGUUUACUCCACUUACCUGUGUUUAGAAGAGGUUGAUCGACAGUGUAUUUUAAUGCCUGUACUUUUACCGUAUUUACUUUCUCCCGUCCACAAUAUUAAUAGUCUGGAGGAACUUGAUCUCUUUAUUGUCCCGAUGGUUCCAGCGUCCGUCUGGUCAACGCUAACACAUUGGUUUACUGAAUCAGAUAACAGCUCUGAAUUUUGGAGAGUUGUUCGCUCACCUAAUCAGUCUAACAAUGAUGAUGAUAUAGGUGACUUACAGUUGAGUUCAGAGAAAACGAAUGAUGGAAUGUAUUCAUUUUCGAAUUUACGACCUAGGAAGAAGCUCUUCAUUUUAGGACAUACUGUUUUAACUUCGUCAGAAGUACUUGAAUUGAACGAUGACGAUCGCAAGUGGAUUGAUAUUAUAAAAAAUUUGGGCAUAAAAGAAGAGCAUUUGUUUAUCUUGGGAAAUCUUCGUGAAUAUGUAUUCAGAACAAUAACUAAUUCUGGAAUCUUGAUAAGAAAACGGGAAAGCGAACUUGCUUUUAAUCAGACAAAGGAUACCCCAAAAUCGCCUUUACAUAUCUUGCCAGAAAUGAUAUUUUGGAAUCCUGAAGCUCCUUAUUCACCAUAUUUAUUAACAGAAAAUAUGGAAUCAAAUGCGAAUAAAUAUGCAGACUCUAUUUAUACUAAGCAUUCGCAAACCGAAGACUUGGUUUCACCGGAAUCUGCAGCUUAUGUUGGAACCGACAUGACCAAUGCCUUCGGGUCAACUACAAAAUCUUUGAAAGAAAGAGUGAAUGAUAAAACACAUUACCAAAAACCUAAAUCUUCCGAAGCUAAUACUUUGUCUGAAGCAAUCUUACAGCGCAGUAAACCAAUAGAUCAGCGAAGAAGAAUUGAUUCUAAUGCCAGUUCUCUGCUUUCGUCUGAUAAUGAAUCUUCAACUCAGUUAUUAGAAAAUCAAAAGGAGCAUAGUUACGAUGAGCAAAGGAGUAGGGAUCAUUCUGUCGAAAGGGAAUUGAUUGGAAAAAACAAAAAAUUGGGUGAUUAUAGUUUAAUAAUUGACUCAAAGGUUUCCAAUCUAGAGGCACCAAGUCCUACAAUGUCAGCAGCCUCAAAUACGUUGCGCGGCCUUGUCACCAACGAACUCAGUUUGAAAGAAGGUGCCAAGAAAUCGUCUUAUACAGGAAAUAAUCCAUAUGUAACUAAUUACCUUAACAAAAUUUAUGCCGAGGCUGCAGUAACUGCGGUAGAUUUCGGACCUGCUGUUGCACCUAGCUGGGCAUCGUCUAUUUCCCUGCGCAAAAGAGGAAAGAUCACUAAUUUGAGCAAACAACCAAAUAAAGGCAUACAAGGGAAUGAAUGGCAACCAGAAGGAGUUCGUGUUACUCAGGUGAAUUUGGGAAAUGUCAAAGAAGGAGGUAUAAAGCGGAUUAUUGCAAGCCCUGAUUCUUUAUUUUUUGUUACUUUGGGACUAGAUGGGCUAAUUCGCGCAUGGCAACUAGUUGAGAAUGAUCACCAGAUUCCGGUUUGCAAAUGUGAAUGUCGGUUAGUAUACGGCCAUACUCGUCGAAAUGGAGAAAGAAGCCGGUUUCCUGUAGUUAACGGGUGCUUUAUGGGAAACACGUAUUCAUUUGCAUCUGUUACACAAGAUGGAUCUAUCGAAGUGCAUCGACUAGAUGUUAACAAUCAGAAGCAUAAAUUGCUUACAAGUAGUAGGCUUCCUAAUAUGGAUAUUAGCGAUUCAAUUACAUCAGUGGAGUCAGCAAACUUUUACGAUGGAAGCGUUCGUAUAGUAAUAGUAACCGCUUGGUCAAAACUUUACUAUUUGGAAGCCGGAAAUUUGCAAAUACUAGCUUCUGUACAAUUGCCAGUUGACCGAGGAUCUGCAACUUCAGUUGCUGUUUCUGAUGGGUGCUUAUGGGUGCUUAUAGGGACCUCUAAGGGCUGGCUCUUGUUGUGGGAUUUGCGCUUCAAUGUUCUUUCAACAGCAUGGAGGAUAUCAGCGAAAGUAGACAAAAUUGUUUUUUUGACUGGUAGAUUCAAAAAGGACCCAGCAUUUUCUCUAUUUGGUGAAGGGAAUAACAAUCAAAACUUAGAAUCUCAAUCCUCGAUGGGACUCGGGGGAAGCUCAAGUGAUAGUUCUAAAAGCAUAAAGCCAACGACACCGAUAAUGGGAGCAGUCAAUCAAGAUGCAAAAGCUAUUUCUACCGUCCUUGGUUGUACAACUGUAUCGAUAAGCUUCAGUCGGAUGAUAGGUAACAGGAAAGAAAAAAGGGGGCAUAUAGGGUUUGAAGACAAUUCGCUUGAAGGCUUGAAUCAUUUAUCAUCGGGAGUUUUAAUUUUCGACGUUGAGCGAGGGAAAUGUGAAGAAAUGUUUUUAGAAAACUGGGAACUUGGCAUCCCGCCCCCAAUUCCAAUACGACAGGAAGUAGAUGAUGCAAAUGACCUUAAAUUGCGUCAAGAGUCCUGGCCUCGUGACCCUUUUUCCACCUUGAAUGACUCAUCCCAAGAAGAAUCCCAAAUCUAUCAUUCUGGGUGGCCAUGCUUGUCAGUCCCGGUUUACUACCAAAAAGAUUCAACGAUAGCACCAACGGAACGAAAGCUCCUGUUUGUCGUCGUCUCUCCUGGGAGCCCUCAUGCAUACACGUGGGACACGAGCAACCCAUCCAAAAGCUCGUCAAUUACCAACAUUACUGAAACAGCCAAGAUUUCAACUCUACAGAAUGCACCUCCGGUACAUCUACGAACGGUGGAAUCAUCCCAGGUUCGACCGAAAUCCUCCGGUGUUUCUCGACCACUCUUAUUCCUUCAACAGCUAAAAUAUCUUCCAAAUGAGAACCGUAUAUAUCCCAUUAUUGACAUUGCUUUCCUUUACCGGCCUUAUGCUCUUACACUGCUUGUCGACGCAGCGGGAAAUGUAGAAUUAUGGACUUAA
This is a messenger RNA of Schizosaccharomyces cryophilus OY26, 5127 nucleotides long. RefSeq names its product VPS15 protein kinase Ppk19. The record is from RefSeq and is a predicted model, not a curated record. The transcript is spliced from 3 exons. Gene Ontology annotation, cellular component: late endosome; phosphatidylinositol 3-kinase complex, class III, type I; phosphatidylinositol 3-kinase complex, class III, type II. Gene Ontology annotation, molecular function: ATP binding; protein serine/threonine kinase activity; protein binding. Gene Ontology annotation, biological process: protein phosphorylation; protein targeting to vacuole; late endosome to vacuole transport. The coding region runs from base 1 to 5127 and encodes 1708 amino acids. Lineage: Eukaryota; Fungi; Ascomycota; Schizosaccharomycetes; Schizosaccharomycetales; Schizosaccharomycetaceae.